AGCAUCUUUUUCAUGUUACCGCCAAUCGAGAUUACGAGUGGGCUUUAAAAAUGGCAAACCCUAACAAUUGAUUUCUUCUAUAAGUGUAACGUGAUGGCGAAAUCGAAUGAUACUGUAGAAACGUCCGCAACGAAGUCUGAAAAAUUAAAGGAGAAAAUUUAUGCUACAGUAUUUUUAAGCACUGUUGCAAGUAUUUCUGCCCUCGCUGGAUUUGCCAGGACAGUAGCGGCAACCAGAAAGCAAGAUCCAAAACAUUUUGGAGAUGGAAUUUCUGGUAUGAAAGGAAUUCCUGAAACUGGAGCCUCAUUAGCUAUAAGAGCCCUUGGCUGGGGUACAUUAUAUGCUAUCACAGGAUGUAGUUUAUUUUUUUAUGGAAUCUGGAAACUCUCUGGAGCUACUAAUGCAGAGGAAUUUAGAUUCAAGAUGGGCUCUCUACUACCAAAAAUACCUAAAAAUGACCCACCUCAAAGCAGAACAGAGUUUGAGGGUUUGACAGAUCUAUUGACAUAUAUUUCUGACGAUUGGGGACAAAAUAAAAAGGAAUAAAUGUAUAUGUGAUAUCUUGUUCUGGAACUAUACUGGUCAUAAUUGACACGCUUAUAGCAGCAUUCGAAUUGCUUAAUUAGGAUCGUAUGACUGGGGAUCGUAAGAUUGGAUCACGGGUUUACUGCAUGCAUGAAUAGUAAUGCGAAUAGGAAUAAAAAAGUCAUUUGACAAGUUUCAUGAAAUUGUAAAUUAAACUG
Messenger RNA from Trachymyrmex septentrionalis, 743 nucleotides. RefSeq names its product transmembrane protein 242. Lineage: Eukaryota; Metazoa; Arthropoda; Insecta; Hymenoptera; Formicidae. The record is from RefSeq and is a predicted model, not a curated record. The coding region runs from base 94 to 546 and encodes 150 amino acids. The transcript is spliced from 3 exons.